Molecule: messenger RNA, 758 nt
Organism: Anopheles coustani
Lineage: Eukaryota; Metazoa; Arthropoda; Insecta; Diptera; Culicidae
Gene: dUTPase
Product: deoxyuridine 5'-triphosphate nucleotidohydrolase
Exons: 2
Coding region: 86-526 (146 amino acids)
Biological process (GO): dUMP biosynthetic process; dUTP catabolic process
Molecular function (GO): dUTP diphosphatase activity; magnesium ion binding
Source: RefSeq, a predicted model, not a curated record
AUUUUUCCCGCGCUCUCGAUCGACAAACGCGCAAGGAUCGCUCGUGUUGUUCAGACAAUUUUCAACGUGUAUCACCCAAAAAACUAUGCCUGAAUCAAAGUGUGUGCUCAAAUUUGCGAAGCUUUCAGAAAAUGCAUUCGCUCCAUCCAAAGGAUCAGCAAAAGCGGCAGGAUUCGAUUUGAAGAGUGCCUAUGACUACACCGUUCCCGCUCGCGGAAAACAGCUGGUGAUGACCGACAUCCAAGUGCAGGUGCCGGAAGGUUGUUACGGUCGAGUAGCGCCACGAUCCGGCUUGGCCGUCAAGAAUUUCAUCGAUGUCGGUGCCGGUGUGGUCGACGAAGACUACCGGGGAAACGUAGGAGUAGUUCUGUUCAACCACUCCGAGACGGAGUUCGAGGUAAAGAAAGGCGAUCGUAUCGCGCAGUUCAUUUGCGAAAAAAUCGCUUAUCCGGAUUUGGAAGAGCUUCCGACCCUCAGCGACACCGAGCGUGGUGCAGGCGGAUUUGGUUCCACCGGUACAAACUGAACAUACCGUCAUUCACAGUCGAGACCACACAGUAUGACCAAAUUUGAAGGAUCUCCAGCAGUUUUUCCUUUCAUACGUAUAGAAUUUGCUACCUUCUACUUUAAAUAACCAUGUAGAUCCAUGCCGGCUAAAAACAGGUUUAAUCGAAACUUAUGAGUUGUAGAUUUCAUUUGAAGUUUAGCGCUGGCAAAUUUGUUCCUUAAGCGAAUAAAGUUAAAUGUUUUUCAACAAA